This is a messenger RNA of Cucurbita maxima (winter squash), 2153 nucleotides long. RefSeq names its product glycerol-3-phosphate dehydrogenase [NAD(+)]-like. The record is from RefSeq and is a predicted model, not a curated record. Gene Ontology annotation, biological process: glycerol-3-phosphate catabolic process; carbohydrate metabolic process. The transcript has 12 exons. Gene Ontology annotation, molecular function: NAD binding; protein homodimerization activity; glycerol-3-phosphate dehydrogenase [NAD(P)+] activity. Gene Ontology annotation, cellular component: glycerol-3-phosphate dehydrogenase (FAD) complex; cytosol. NCBI's taxonomy places the organism in Eukaryota, Viridiplantae, Streptophyta, Magnoliopsida, Cucurbitales, Cucurbitaceae.
UUCCUGUUUAAUUCGUUUAUUCUAAUGCUUUUUUAGCAGUUCUCUACAACCGAAGUGUCUGUUCUAUGUCUGUAUUUUUUCCCUCAAUGGAUUAUUGAAUAUAUGCCUGCAUGUCACGGCUCCGAUGAUGAAGUUCUUGAUGGGGAAUUUGGAGAAAUCCGGAUGUGGAAUCGGGGAUAAGUUCAUUGAGAAUUCUUCUCAUGGUAGAACUUAAAAUCUGUGUGUACGCUCAUGCUAACUUGAAUCUGAUCUUGGCAAUGAUUUCUGGAGGAGUGUGUGAGGAGAAGAGUGAUGAAAUCAGUGGCUGCUCAUCCUUACUGCUCAGAAGCUGCUGCAAAAGAUGCCAUGGAAGCUGUCUGGGAUGUUUGUUAUAAUGAUACUCAGCCAUUUGAUAGAGCUCCCUGAAGAAUGGUUUAUGCUCUCAUUUCAUCUGCAGAGAACAAAGCCGCCGCCGCUCCUAAUUUAAUGCCGCAGUGCCAAAAAGAGCAACAGAGUCAAACAAACUCAUCUGAUGUGAGUCGUGUAGAGCAGAGCUUAGAGUGGAUCGCCAGAUUUAACAUGAUGCACAGAUGUGCCUUGUUUCUCACGAAACGUGUAUGGCAACUCCGCCCCUUGGAGGAGCCCUUUCAAUCUCCCAAUUUCUCUUAUAUUCUAUUUCUUCUUCUUCUUCUUCCUUCUCCCUUGUAAUUCUCUCCACCUCUUCUUCCCCAUUUUCUCCAUUCUCUCUCUCCCUCUUCUUCCAUGACCCUCGGAAUCGAAGCUCGACUGCGUUCUAGCAAUGGGGGGUGUGUUAUGCCGCCCGAUUCCCAUUUCUCCGAUGAUGGGGUUUCUCGCAAAUCCAAAGUUACCGUCGUUGGAAGUGACAAUUGGGGCAGUGUGGCGGCCAAACUCAUCGCCUCUAAUGCCGCUAGGCUGAGCUCUUUCCAUGAUGAGGUUAGAAUGUGGGUGUAUGAGGAGACUCUGCCUACUGGUGAGAAGUUAACUGAUGUUAUCAACCUCAACAAUGAGAAUGUUAAAUAUCUCCCUGGUAUAAAGCUUGGCAUGAAUGUUAUUGCAGAUCCAGACCUAGAAAAUGCAGUGAAGGAUGCUAAUAUGUUGGUGUUUGUGACUCCCCAUCAAUUUGUGGAGGGGAUAUGCAAGAGAAUGGUUGGAAAGAUGAGGAGAGAUGUAGAAGCUAUUUCCCUCAUCAAAGGAAUGGAGGUGAAGAAGGAUGGUCCAUGCAUGAUUUCUUCCCUCAUCUCCCAGGAAUUGGGUAUCAAUUGUUGUGUUCUUAUGGGGGCGAACAUAGCAAACGAGAUUGCUGUAGAGAAAUUCAGUGAAGCAACAGUGGGCUACAGGGAGAACAUGAGAGAGAGAGCUGAAAAAUGGGUUCAACUUUUCAGCACUUCCUAUUUUGUUGUUACUCCUGUCCAAGAUGUUGAAGGAGUUGAAAUGUGUGGAACCCUUAAGAAUGUUGUGGCAUUAGCAGCAGGUUUUGUUGAUGGUUUGGAGAUGGGAAAUAACACGAAGGCUGCAAUUAUGAGAAUCGGUUUGAGAGAGAUGAGGAUGAUUUCCAAGCUUCUGUUUUCAUCUGUCAAUGACAGUACUUUCUUUGAGAGUUGUGGAGUAGCUGAUCUGAUUACGACGUGCUUGGGAGGAAGAAACAGGAAGGUGGCAGCAGCUUUUGCCAAGAAUGAAGGGAAAAGGUCCUUUGAUGAACUUGAAGCAGAGAUGCUACAGGGCCAAAAAUUGCAGGGUGUUUCCACUGCAAAGGAGAUGUACGAGGUUUUGAAACACCGUGGGUGGCUGGAGCUGUUCCCACUGUUUGCAUCAGUCCACGAGAUCUGUAUCGGACACCUCUCCCCCUCGGCCAUCGUCGAGUAUAGCGAGCGCAAACCCAACUUCUGUGUUAUUGAUGGCCAUGCUCAGUAAUUCAAACAAGAAACUGUGAAAGUGUGUCAAUGUCAGACUGGGAUUUGGUUCAUCUUUAGAAGUACAUGUUCAGAGAUUGCUGAGAUUCUCAAAACUUUGAACUGUUUCAGAUGUUCAAGAGAAUCUCCUAUUUUGUUGGAAGGUGCGAGUGGUUAGUGCUGUGUAACUCAAAGAUCCAAAUCUCCAAGUUCCUUAAAUGGAAAUUGAUGAUACAUAUCAGAUCAAACUUCUUUUAUGAUUCA